Molecule: messenger RNA, 2049 nt
Organism: Mesocestoides corti
Lineage: Eukaryota; Metazoa; Platyhelminthes; Cestoda; Cyclophyllidea; Mesocestoididae
Source: the annotation of a GenBank genome assembly
AUGAAUGAGGAUAAUUUCACCUUAUCUACUAACUUGGCUAAAAUUAAGCAUGACCUUUGCUUAACAUUGUCUAAGUGCCAAGUUCGUGGGCUCGUUCAUAGCGCUGCUUGGCUUGCAGAGCUGUCAUUGUCAAUUCAAAAUGUGAAUCAAAAUAUGGAAUUAGACACCGAGAUAGAUGACUCUCCAGCAUCUCUAGUUGUAGCCCAAUUCGCUGGUCUCUCUUUAGAAAACUUUUCAAGUUAUAGCCUGGCAAAAUGCUACUUUGACACCCAAGAAUAUGCCAGAUGUGCUCGUGUAUUAUCAUCGGUACCGAAACGGAAAUCGUACCCUCUGAUUGAAUUUCUGUUUUUCUACUCACAAUAUAUGGGCAUAGAGAAGCAUCGUACAGAUGACGCCAUUACCAUAAGAGACAACAUCUCAAGUUCUGGGAAUGGAGGUUCUACCCCACCUUCUGAACCAUAUAGGAAAAAAUUUUCACACUUAAAAUCUGACAUGGAGUUUCAUUAUACUAAUAAACGCAUCUUUAAGAAGGACCCAGUUACUACGUUCUUAGCCUCCGAAGUCGACGUUUAUACCACCUACGUUUAUGCGCUCGUUCUCGUUCGACUAGGCUUUCAGUCUCUCGCUAUAACGGUGUUGUCCCAUAUCCUCAAAAAAGAUCCAUUAUGGUGGCCAGCAUGGUCGGAGUUAGUUGCACUCGUGGAGGAUCGUGAGCAGCUGGAUCGUCUUUUUCCUCCGCCUAAUUCCGAUAGCAUUGAUUGGAUGACGGAAUUUUUCCGUGCCAAGGCUCUUCUGCGUUUGCAGGAAUCUGAGCGAGCGCUUUCCAUUUUUAAAGCUUUGUCCAACUGCGGUUUCCAGCGUAGUCUCAACUUACAAGCUGAUAUUGCUGAGGCGCAUGAUCGUCUGCGUGAUUUAGACUCCGCAAUGGAACAGUACAAAAAGAUUUUUUCUCUUGAUCCCUGCCGACUGACGGAUACGGAUAUUUACUCGAACAUUUUAUUCGUCAAAGCUGAACACGAUGAGCUUGCCUACUUAGCUAGGCGAUGUGCUGAGAUUGAUAAAUACCGGCCGCAAACUUGUUGUGUCCUUGGAAACUUCUAUGGUCUUCGCAGUCAGCACGAUAAGGCCGUGCUUUACUUCCAACGAGCUCUACGCUUGCAGCCAAGAUAUGCCCUCGUUUGGAUUCUCAUAGGUAUUGCAACACACGUUGAUUUCUUUUAUUUACAACUACGUUCAACUAUUCUAUUCUGUUCUGCAGGUCACGAAUACGUGGAAUUACAACACUUGAAACUUGCCAUAUACGCCUAUAAUCAAGCGAUAAUCCACAAUCGACACGAUCACCGUGCGUGGUAUGGUCUGGGCCAGCUCUACGAAUUCAUCAAACAGCCAGAACACGCACUCUACUACUACCAACGGGCUCAGUACCUCUGUCCAACUGACUCGAGGAUGAUUGUGGCGCUGGGCGAAAUGUACGAAAAACUGGGCAACAUACAAGCAGCAACGAAGUGCUUCUGGCGAGCGUACUGCGUUGGCGACGUCGAGGGUGGCGCCCUCACGUCGCUGGCACGAUGUUUCGAAAAAUCGGGGGAAUUUUCUGAGGCUGCAGCCGCGCACACCCUGUUUAUCCGGCAGUGCGAAAGCCGAGGGGUGAGCAAUGAGGCCGAGUUGGGCCAGUCCUACCGUUACCUCGCCAACUACCACCUACAACAUGGUCACUACAACGACGCGGUGAUCGCGGUAAACAAGUGUCUCGAUUUUCCGGAAAUCCGCGAGGAGGCCAAGUCCCUCUGUCUCCAGUUGACUCUUCUCUCUGGGUCGGUUAGUCUGCCCGCUGAAGUCAAACCACCUGAAGUCUCUGUUACCGGCACUCCAAGCACCAAAGCACAGGAACACGCAGCCAUGGCAACGAGGUUGCGGCUCAAGGCACGUCGGCGCCUAAAGCAUCGUGGAUUGAACCCCAGUGUAGUCGAUUAUGGCGAGUCGGUUACCAUGGAGACGUCCGGCUUGCAAGAUUUUCCCAGCCAAUCGGAUGACGCCGACCUUGACUGA